UGGUGUCGCAACAACAACCUUGCACUCAACAUCAGUAAGACCAAGGAAUUGAUUGUGGACUUCAGGAAGUGUUAGUUGGGAGAACACACACCAGUCUUCAUUGAGGGGUCAGCAGUGGAAAGGGUGAGCAGCUUCAAGUUCCUGGGCAUCAACAUCUCAGAGGAUCUAUCCUGGGCCCAACACAUUGAUGCAUUGAUGAAGAAGGCAUGCCGGUGGCUCUACUUCAUUAGAAAUUUGAGGAGAUUUGGUAUGUCACCAAAGACUCUUGCAAAUUUCUACGGAUGUACAGUGGAGAGCAUUCUGACUGGUUGCAUCACUGUCUGGUAUGGAUGACAAGAGGCUGAAGAGGAUUGUAGACUCAGCCAGCUGCAUCACGGGCACAACCUUCCCCACCAUCAAGGACAUCUUCAAGAGUUGGUGCCUGUAGAAGGUGGCAUCCAUCAUUAAUGAUCUUCACCAUUUAGGACAUGCCCUGCUCACGUUACUGUCAUCGGGUAGGAGGUACAUGAGCCUGAAGACCCACACUCAACAUUUCAGGAACAGCUUCCUCCCCUCCACCAUCAGAUUUCUUAAUGGUCCAUGAACCCAUGAACACUAUCUCUUUAUUCCUCUUUUGCACUAUUUAUGUUUGUAACUUAUAGUAAUUUUUAUAUCUUUAUAUCUUGCACAGUACUGCUGCUGCAAAACAACAACUUUCACGACAUCUGUCAUUGAUAAUAAACCUGAUUCUGAUUCUAAAAUAAUAUAAUUGUUCUGAGGGUACAUGAUACCCUCAGGUGCUAACUAUCAGGGGAGGGGAAUGGUGAGGGAUGCCUGGUUAGAAGCAAGAAACCUGUGAAGGAAGCACAGCCAGAAAUUGAGGAGCAUUCCGUCUAAUAGUGGAAUGGUUGGGGAAUUGCCUAUGAGAGGGAAGGAGCCACGCCAGUGAUAGGCGUGGGUAAUUGACGAGCAGGGUGGAAGCGACUGACGGAUGGUGGUGGGGUGGGUGCAGCAGACUGCCGCACUUCAAACUACCUCAAUGUUGAGAGGCGGGGGAGUGUGGCCAGGCAGUGGGCGUGGCCGUCAGUGGGCGUGGUAGCUGGUGAUUGACGGGCGGGGCUGGGCACUGGCACGGAUGAUUGACAGCCGGGGCCGGGGCAGAGACUUUCACUUCGAUCGGCGCUCCGUUGCUGAACGGAGAGGGAGGGGUUGGAGAGAGAGAGAGAAAAUAAAUCAAUCAAUCUGUGACUGAGACACACUGAAAAUAUGCAUGCAGCGGACGGUUGCAGUUAAUUAAUUAGCUGUUUGUGUCUUGUGUGUUUUGUUUUUUGGGUGGCGGGUGUUGCGUUAACUUGAUGAAGAUGAAGGUGCUGAUGAAGCUGCCCGACCCUGAAGAGGAGGAGGAGGAGGACGAAGAGGAGGAGGAGGACGAUGACGACGAGAAAGAAGAGGACAACGACGACGAGGAGGGGGUGAAAGCGGUUCCCGCCAUGCCGCCGCUGCCGGAGCCGCAGAAGGAGGCGGUUUACGAGUGGUUCAGCUCGGCGCUCACGUCGGCGCAGCGGCUGGAGUUCUGCUGCGGCCUGCUGGACCUGUGCCACCCGCUGGAGCUGCGCUUCCUCGGCAGCUGCCUGGAGGACCUGGCCCGCAAGGACUACCACUCGCUGCGCGACUCGGAGAUCCGCGCCAACAGCGCCGCCGACCUGGCCGCGAUCGGCGACGUGACGGACGAGGUGGUGCGCAGCAAGCUGGUGGUGUCGCUGGCGCUGCUGGGCUCGGAGAACCGCGAGGCGGCCGCCGUCCUGGCCCGCGCCCUCGGCCGCAUCGACUCGGUCAUCCGCAACUACGGCCUGCAGCUGACGGAGCGCGGCGUGCAGGAGUUCCUGCUGCUGCUCACCAUGGCGUCCAACCACCCGGCCUUCUCCUUCCACCAGAAGGAGACGCUGCGGGAGCAGCUGGCCGGCCUGCAGCGGCGGGGACCCGCCAACGGCCGCAAGUUCCAGAACACCGUCGCCAAGGAGCGUUUCUCCAGGAAAAACUAUUCUUUGGGGACAGAGAAUCAUUUCUAUGAGAGGGCUCCUCCAUCUUCCGAAGAAGGGGCAGAAGCAAUCACCCAGCGACCAGGAGUGCAGAUUGAAAGUAUUACCUUUAAGAAUGUAUCAAAAAAGAGACCAGAAAACUUCUGGGAGUACACUUUUGAUGUUAUUCGAACUGAUCUCUCAACGUGUACUGUGAGAAAAACGCACCAUGAUCUCCAGGAGUUUUUAACUAAACUUCCCAAGGAUCUUUCUAUUGAUGCUUUUGGCAAGACUGUUUUGCGGGCAUUCAGUCACAGUUCUCAGACGAGAGAAGACAGGAAGCACUCUGAUUUAGAGUCAAUCGUAAGGCAACUGUUCUUGUCACCACCUCGCUCUUUCUUAAGAAGUGAGCAUGUUUAUGAAUUCUUUGGGAAGUCUUCUGACCACAGUCAGUAUCACAAGCACUUCAAAGAAGACAGUUCUGAAGCUUCCAGUCAGGAAGAAGAUGGGAAGCAGCAAACAAUUCAUUACAAAAACAUGGGGAAAGCUAGAGGCGGCAGUGUCCCUAGUGUAAAACCUCCAGGGGCUGGUGUAGGUUUGCAGCACUCCGAACAGAAUGGUGCACUGGACUGGAGAAAAAGGAGCUACAACACAAAACACAGCACUGAACACUGUACAGCAGUGAUGGAGCAUUGUUUGAUAGAAGAUAAAAGAAAUACUGCAUCUGGGAAUAAAAAGCUGAACACUCACAUGGAUGUUAAAAACAAGGUGGACCGUGGCAAUCAAAGGACACCUGUUGGUAACGGCAUACUCAGAAUUCCUCCUGUGCAUCGCAUGUGGACUGCAUCAGGAAAAGAUUCCGACAGCACUUCAGAGGAUUCUGGGAAGGAUAGGCAGAAAGAGCGUCCCGCUUGUAACUCCUCCCGUGGAUCUACCAGCAGGCCAACCGCUCAGGUCGCACCAGUGCAGAGUGAGACUGGUACUAUUCCUGGAAAUCCACCAGCCCCUUUGCUUCCUCGCAUUCCUGUGAUGCCUCCAAUACACUACAUGAUGCAGAACGGUGGAGCCAAACCAGACUAUGUUGCUCCAGUAGAUGGUAAAGCUGUGGGGAUGAUUGUAACUGUCCCUCCUGCUGCCGUCUCUCUUCGAGAUUCUUCGCAUGUAACGUCAGUUGGUGCUGCAGAAGCGGGGAAGAGAUUAGACCUAAUGCCCUCACCUCUGUCUGUGGCAACUCCUUUCCUUCUGCAGGCUGCUGGUCCUGCUUUACAUCCAAUGGUGCAUAGACAUAAAAUGACAGCACCACCGAUUAAUUUGGAGAACUGCCAUGUUCCUGGACCCCAGCCACCAGCAGGCACUGUGAACAUUGGGUCGGCCAACACUGCCUUCAUCCCAGUUCACAGCCAUUCUCCAUCCGGGAAACUUCCAGCAUCUUCUGUUUUAGAUCCGACCGCUAAACCUUCAACACAGAACCUAGCAGGACUGAACACCUUGUUGCCUCAGACUGAUGGAAGUAUAGCAGCAGCACCUGAAUCUGCCAAUUUAAAAGUAAUGCUUCCUGCUGCUGCGCUGCCGCCGCCGCCACCACCUGGUUCAUACAACUUGAGUGGAACUCCAGCCAGUGUUUUGCCUUUACAGGGAACAGCAAACUCACCAUCUCCUGUAGGUCAAAGCCAGUCCACUGGAUCUUCAGUUCCUACCCACACUCCAGGCCCUGUACCAAGUCUCAAUACUGCAUUAACUCAUAGCACAGCUCAGAGUGAUAGCACCUCUUAUAUAAAUACAAUAGGAAAUACUAGUACUAAUGGGACCAUUCAACAAGCUCAGCAGGUUGCUUGUGGGGCUUGUAGUUCUUGUGGGUGCCGAGGUAGCUGUGGGACCAAUAGUAAUCCACUGUUUAAUUACUACUAUCCUAGCACGAUACCUAGCCAGUUUAUCAGAGUUCCAUUGAUCCCUUUAAGUGGGAUGACUUCUCUUUGUAAUGGUAGCUACCUCAACCAAGCACAUCAAAACAAUGGAACCCAGAUGCCCUUUUAUCAGAAUCCUUACACUAAUGGACUAAUGCAUGAUCCUAUGGCAAAUCAGACAAACUAUGGGAUGCAACAAAUGCCAGGAUUUAUCCGAGGAUUUCCAUUAAUGUACCAAGUGGCCAACAUGGUCACCAAUGUUAAUGGGUUAGGACCUAAAAAGAAUGGAACUGCAUCUUGUUAUAACUGUGGUGUAGGUGGACACCAUGCACAAGACUGUAAACAGCCAUCCAUGGAGGCCAGUCAACCAGGUGCCUUCAAGUUAAAGUUUGCCCCACCUCGUGAUUUGGAUUCAGCCGACUAAGCUAGAAAAUUUGUCAUCGCAGCAAAGAACCUGAUAAUGUGGGUUUGACCCUAACCACACACUUGAUGCUCUUUUCAUCCAGCAAAAAACUAAAUGGUUUUCUCCAUUUGUUUGGCAUUAGUACGUGGUCACUGAAGUCUGGAUUGCCUUGAACUUAUUGUGGCAUUUUGUUUCCUAUGAACAUGUCUUCACCUGUUUUGGCUACAGUGUUCCUGAAGCAAACAGAGCAGUUUGUGUAAUGUCCUAGAAAUGCUUACAAUAAUGACCUCUGGUUUUGCACUGAUGAAUGUAUUGUACCAAGUGGCACGUGCAAUGUUCAUUGUAAUAAUUUAUGGCAGUGUUUCAGAAUCUACCUGUCCAGUAGACACUGAGCUGGAAUGAGCAGACAUGCUGCCAGUUGAAAUGCUAGGUCACAUCUUGCAUCAUGCUACGUCUUUUGUCUGCAUCAAAUUCUCUUCACGUUUUGAGUUUCAUUUGUUCUCGUUUAAUAUUAUUUUAUCCUCUCAGUUUAUGUAGAGCCAACUCCACUUCCAAAAAUAGAUAUGAAUUUAAAAGUACUUUGGCCUACUGGAAAAAGAAUAAAUUUAGGCAUUGACAUGGAUAAUACCUUUUAUAUUGAUUUUUGAAGAAAAAGUUUUGGAAAAUUGAGUGCCUGUAAUAAUCUUGAUUUUUUAAAAAAUAACAGGAAACACUUUUCAAAAUUAUCUGCUUAGUGUUUUUUUGUCAGUAGAGCUUAGCAACAUACAGAUUUUAAAACAUUUUAUUUAGAGCAGCAAAUUCCUAUUACUUUAACUUUAGGUGAUAUUUAUUGUGACUGUUUGAAUUUGACAAUGUGUGAAUGUUUUUUUUCCCCCCCCUUAAGACUUUGGGUAGAAUAUUGAACAGCCACACCUCUUUUCUGUGAACCCCCUACUUCAUACUGUACCAUUUAAGCAACAUUGGAAGUUACUUGAUUCUUUUCUAAAGAAAAAAAACUUUAAGCUAGAACUUAAUGUAGCAGUGUUUACUUGGCUUUUAGAAUGUAAAACAAAUUUUGUUUUGCUUGGUAAUACAAAAAGCGUACAGAUUUCCAGGAUUAGAGAAACCACUGUUACAUAUUUAUUUUCGGUAGCCUAAGUUCUGCAAAAUUGGCACAGUACUGAAUUUACCAUUUCACAUGCAUUUGCCACUACUACAAUGUGAAGACUGACGCUCAAUAUUUGUAGAUGGUAUAAAUCAUGUCAGCAAUGUCCCUAAUUUAUGCUGCUGCUUUUUUUUAAAGAGAGAAAAAGCCAAUAUGCACUAUUUCUGUUUCUGGGUUUAUUUCUUAAAAGUGCACUGACAUUAUUCACAAGAUGAUGGCAGUUUUUGAGGGUUGUGGCAUUUUGCUGCAAAGUUUGCUGCCUAAUCUUGUUGGCAUUCCUUUAACAUUAACUUUAAUGGAAAUAUACAGAGCUAUGAUAUUGGCGUGCAGCAGUCUGCUUUUUCUGUAAAUGCAUUGUCCUCUUGAGUGGAUUGAUGUACUUUGUUGACUUGAAAACGAGCAACAGUGUCAUAGGAUUUGAAUGUGUUUUGUAGGAUCUUAAAAGCCUUUGUCUUGUCUUAAAGCCCCAGUGUCAACAAAAUGCUUAUACAUAUAUAAAAGAAGAAAUAUUGGAGCUGACUUAAUCUGUCUCUGGUUAUUCUAGUUGAGCUGCUUUGAGUAGCUAGACCUUGUGUACAGGGCAGCGACCUGAAUUAUUUCUUGCAUGUUUUUCUUAAAAAAAAGAAACUGCCACCUGUGUGAAUCAAUUAAUAACUAAUUUUCAAAUCUCCAGAUGAAGUGUGGCAAUUAAUUUUCUUAAAGCACAUUUCUUUUACUUGGAUUUUUGGAUGACCAAUUGAAUACAAAUUAAUUAUCUUGGUGUGACUGUGCUGUUAGUUAAAAUUAGAAUGAGAGACUGGGAAACCACGCGAGCCUGUAAGAUGAUGUGUUCUAAAUAACUUGGUUGUAUUAGAACUAAUUUUAUGGUUUAAAAACUGUACUGUAUAUAGGAGGUAUAUCGCUACCUUCAGUUUGUUCAUUUGUUUACUGGUAUUCUUUGAUAUUCAAGAUGUUAUGUACUGGAAAGGUCACUUAUAUUUCUAGAACAAUUUUUGGAUUUUAUGCAACUUUUUCCCCUGAAUUAAUAGCAAUA
This is a messenger RNA of Pristis pectinata (smalltooth sawfish), 6481 nucleotides long. RefSeq names its product zinc finger CCHC domain-containing protein 2-like. Bases 1335 to 4325 code for a protein of 996 amino acids. The transcript has 13 exons. NCBI's taxonomy places the organism in Eukaryota, Metazoa, Chordata, Chondrichthyes, Rhinopristiformes, Pristidae. Gene Ontology annotation, molecular function: phosphatidylinositol binding; nucleic acid binding; zinc ion binding. The record is from RefSeq and is a predicted model, not a curated record.